AUGUAAGAAGUAUAUUUAUGUGCCUUAUUUGAAAAUAAUUCAAUACCUGAAUUGAAGAGCUUUUUUAUUCAUUUUAAGAGAGCUAAUCCCAGAGUGAAAAAAGUUUACUUUAGAAUCACCUUAACUGAUAUGGUUUUAUACUGCAAAGAAUCAAUUUCUUCUUGCUACUAUAUUAGUAAAAUUAGACUAUAUUUUAGAUAAUAAUCAAGUUAUCGAAGAGUUAAAAUUGGGCAAUUAGCAAUGCAACAAUAAAUACAUUAUUGUUCAAUUCUAAGAUUUUGACACUGUAGUUGGUGCAGUCAAUAAAAUUGCUUCGAAUCCAAAAGAUGUCAGAAUUUAUUUAGAGUAAAUUGAAGAGCAAAUAUAUUUGACUGUAUAUAAUUUAAAUUAUAUAAGUGGAAUAUCACUUAAUAAGAUGAUACAAGCAUAAUUAAACAGACAUACAUCGAAUUCAUUGAAGAACUUGAAAUUGUUCAAUUAGAAUUAUAGCCUAUGAUAAUUAUGCCUACAUAUUUAUUGAAUUAGUAAAAACUAAUUUAAUUAUAGAAUGGCGACUAUUGCUAAAAAUUAUGAUGCUCCUUUGAGAUUAAACUUUUAUAAACAAUAAGGCUUAUAUUCAGUCGAAAUUAUUGUAUAAUUAGAAAACGAUGUGCCCUCAUUUUCUACACUUUUUUUGGCAUCUUAACACCAAGCUGAAAAUUUAAAACAGAUUGAUGUAUUAAAACAUUAAUUUGAAUUAGAGCUUCUUUUAAAUUUCUAAAAACUAUACCCAAUAGUUUAUUGACAUAACAUCGAUUGAAGAAAAUAUAGUUAUUACUUUAGAUUAAUCGCCUACAAGCCCAUUAGUUUUAAACUACUUAUCAGGCAGAGCUGUGGAAAUGGGAAUAGUCAAACAAUUCAUAAUAUAACGAAUGUACAGUUGAUAAUAAAUGUUUGUUUAAUUAAGAUGUAUUAAAAAGAG
Molecule: messenger RNA, 961 nt
Organism: Paramecium sonneborni
Lineage: Eukaryota; Ciliophora; Oligohymenophorea; Peniculida; Parameciidae
Source: the annotation of a GenBank genome assembly